Molecule: messenger RNA, 781 nt
Organism: Nannochloropsis gaditana CCMP526
Exons: 2
Coding region: 29-781 (250 amino acids)
Biological process (GO): vesicle-mediated transport
Cellular component (GO): membrane
Source: RefSeq, a predicted model, not a curated record
CGACAGUCACCGCAUCGGGGGGAAGUGGAUGCACAUAAGGAUGAAGACCUCUGGUGGCACAAAUCCAGCAGUAGGAGGCGGGAGCCAGUCCUUUGGGGACUGGUACACGCAAUACGCGGCUCAACAACGGCAAGAAGAAGGAAACGGCGACAUCGAAUCUGGCCUGCUUGGCAACGUGGGCCGUUUUUUCCGUGACAGGGGCCUGGGGGAUGCCCACGACCAAGUCUCUGGCUUUGCCGACCGGUUUAUCACCAGCAUCCGUGGGGACGGGGAGGGAAACGGAGGCCUCGUAGGAGGGGCGAAGGCCACUGUGGAGAGCACCUUGAACUACGGUGCACGUCUGCGGGGUUUCGUGGCAUUGCUGCUGGUGGGCAUUUUGUUCUACCUCCUGGCCUUCUUCGUGGGCCUUCCUGUCAUCGUCUUCCGACCCGCCAAAUUUGCACUGAGUGCAACCUUGGGCAGCCUGUGUACCAUGGGAAGUUUCUCGGUCCUGGUCGGCCCCCGCGUCCAUUUGCAAUCCUUGUUGGUAUGGGAACGCCUCCCGUUCGCCGUCGCUUACCUGGGCUCUUUGGUUCUCACCUUGUACGCCUCCUUGAUCUUGCGGAGCUACCUUUGGGUGGUCGCUUCCACGGGAUUUCAAAUUGGGGCUUUUGUGUGGUACCUGCUCGCUUUCCUGCCGGGGGGACCGGCAGGCUUGAGGGUGUUAGGCGGCGUGAUGGUGAGAGGGGUGAUGGGGUGCGGGAAGACCUUGACCUGGUGUCUGUCAAUCCUAGUGUCAUGA